CACAGCGGCGACCUAUACCCCAUGUCUAUGUCCGCCUCACCAUCAAUGCUCCUCACCGCUCUGCUGGGAUUCAUCAUCUCCGGCAUACUUAUCGUCGUGCGACGACAUGACUGGAAUCGGAAAAAGAGUGUCAAGUUUGAGUGGGCUGCUCCUGAGCAAUCGUUUUUGAACUACGAAGGGACGACCAUCCUGAACCCCACUCUGAAGAGUCAUCUUGAGGACCCAGCUCUCCUGCCUGCAGAGCACGAACCUGGGGUAGAGUACAUAACCUGCUUCGACCCCUCCACCUCCCUACACAUCAGCACCCUCCCCUCACUCAACCAACUCCAAAUAGCAGAACGUAUCUCCCUCGCCCGGGAGUCCCAGCGCACCUGGUCACAGAGCACGUUCGACCAAAGACGGAGAGUGAUGCGGAGCUUGCUUGCUUGGGUGUUGGAGAAUAGCGAGGGGAUCGCUAGGGUCGCGUGUCGUGAUACGGGCAAGACGAUGAUCGACGCUGCUUUUGGGGAGAUCCUGACUACGUGCGCUAAGCUGGAAUGGGUAAUCAAGUAUGGGGAAAAGGAGCUGCGGCCGUCGAGGAGACGUGUUCCCCUGCUGUUGAUGCACAAAAAGGCCCAUGUCUAUUACGAGCCGAAAGGGGUUGUCGCCGCUGUCGUUUCCUGGAACUAUCCGAUCCACAACGCCCUAGGACCAAUCAUCGCCGCUCUCUUCGCAGGCAACGCCAUCCUACUCAAAGCGAGCGAGCAAGUCGCCUGGUCCUCAACCUGGGUGAUCGGUGCCGUCCGUCAAUGCCUACAAGCGUGCGGGCACGAUCCGGAUGUCGUACAGCUCGUGCUCGCCUAUCCGGAAACGGUGGAGACGCUUACCCGGAGUCCGGUCGUGAGGCAUAUUACGUUUAUAGGGAGUGAGGAGGUGGGAAGGAAGGUGCUGAUCGCUGCUGCGGAUAACUUGACACCUGUGACUUUGGAACUUGGAGGAAAGGACGCGGCGAUCCUCCUCCCUAGUGCGGACCUGAAAGCGUUCAGCUCCCACUGGAUGCGUGGUGUCUUCCAAUCCAUGGGCCAAAACUGUAUCGGUAUCGAACGCUUCAUCGUCCACUCAAGCAUCUACGACCAGUUCCUCUCGCUCAUGCUAGAUCGAGUCCGCAAGCUGCGUAUGGGGAGCGUGCUCAACUCGACCCCCGAAGGCUGGGUAUCGACCAUUGAUGUCGGUUCUCUCAUCUCGCACGCGCAUGCUGAGCGUAUAGCCCGCAUAGUGGCUCGCGCAAGGGAAGAAGGCGCGGAGGUCCUCACUGGGGGGAACGUCGUUUCCCACCCUUACGCACCAGGAGGGGCAUGGUUCGAGCCUACAGUGAUCGCCAACGUUACGGAAGAGAUGGAUAUCGCUAGACUGGAAGUGUUCGGCCCUGUGAUGGUAGUGAUGAGGUAUGAGGGUGGGUGGGAGGAGGCGGUGAGGUUGGCGAACGGGUGUACGUAUGGACUGGGAGCGAGCGUCUUUGGGAACGAUAGGAGGGAAUGUGAGAGGGUGGUGAGGGCGUUGAGGUGCGGGAUGGUCGCUGUGAAUGAUUUCGGGGUGUUCUACCUGAAUCAAGACCUUCCCUUCGGAGGAGUGAAAUCAAGCGGAUUCGGCCGUUUCUCCGGUCCAGAAGGUCUUCAAUCCCUAUGCGACCCCAAAUCCGUAAUCCAAGACCGGUACUUCUCCUGGAUCAGGACGCCUAUCCCUCGGGCGGUGGACUAUCCCAUUAGGAGUCUGGUCAGCAGCUGGGAGUUUGUGGCUGGGUUGGGGGAGGCGGUUUGGGGUGAAGGGUGGGCUGAGAGGGUGGGAGGGGUGUGGAGGUUGGUUAAGGCUUAGGGGUCGUGAGCAGGAGGGAGGGUAUCGAGCGAUUGGAAGUGUGACUAGGUAAGGAGUGCGUCACCGUUUCGUGUCAAGUGAAGUGAAAUGGCGGUAUGGACGGUCAUGCUAAGAAGUAGAAGUUCGCGUGGAAGUGGAAGGGAAGGUUUGGUGGAAGUGUGUAUGACGACAAUGACGUCUAAUAUUUUGGAUGUUAUUGGUGAUCGGGUACUGUCCAUCGGUGCAUUGAG
Dacryopinax primogenitus is the source of this 2081-nucleotide messenger RNA. RefSeq names its product meiotic sister-chromatid recombination aldehyde dehydrogenase. Gene Ontology annotation, molecular function: aldehyde dehydrogenase (NAD+) activity. The record is from RefSeq and is a predicted model, not a curated record. The coding region runs from base 22 to 1851 and encodes 609 amino acids. Lineage: Eukaryota; Fungi; Basidiomycota; Dacrymycetes; Dacrymycetales; Dacrymycetaceae. The transcript has 9 exons.